GCACCAUGGGAGAGUCUAGCGAAGACUGCGGCGGAUCUCUUUGAAGACGGCUCCGAGUUCUUUGUGGACACCUUGAAGUUCGCAUUUCAAGGGGAAGAUUUGCUCGUGGCCGAUGCCGUGCAGAACCGGUCGGAUCCUUCCGGUGUGUUCGGCGGCGUGGAGGGCGAGUCUCUCGACGCUCUUCAAGAGGCGGUGAGCACCCAAGCUGAGUCCCUGAGCCAGUUCAUGGCUCAG
Symbiodinium sp. CCMP2592 is the source of this 234-nucleotide messenger RNA. The record is from the annotation of a GenBank genome assembly. NCBI's taxonomy places the organism in Eukaryota, Dinophyceae, Suessiales, Symbiodiniaceae.